AUGGGCGAUCGAUGCGCCCUGAUUGGCUGCUGGUCACGUGACCCAGACGGACUAAAUGGAGCGGAAAAUCACGAUUACGGCUCUGAUCCCCGCAGCAGCACCGUUAACUGGACCGGUUCAGGACCGCAGACCCGACCGGAACCAGCAGACAGGAUGGCGAGCGCCGGCCCGGCCAGGAAGCCGUACCGCAAGGCUCCGCCGCAGCACCGCGAGACGCGCCACGGCCUGACCCCCGCCUCGCCGCCGCCCGCCCAGCGGCCCGACCUCAGCCAGGUAACCCCGUCCCCGCAGCGCCGUGAACAGGCCCCGCCCCCCUCCGACAGCGAGCCGGACGUCUCCAGCCUGUCAAGCCUGGAGCUCUACGUGCCGCCGCCGCCGCCCUUCAGGAGCUCUGCCCACCGGCCUGAACGCCACGCCGCCAGUCAGAGCAGGGGAGGUCACAUAGGCUCCGCCCCCUCCAGGAGACGUUCCCCGGUGCGGCACCGCCCCAGCCGGACCCAGCGGACCGCCCCUGCCCGUGGCGCCACCCCCAAAAGCAUCCUGAAGCAGCCGGCCGCCGUGGGGGCGGAGCCAACCUACGACACGCUCAGGAAGUCAAAGUCGGUGGAGCUGCUGGGUGACGGGCGGCGGGGGGCGGAGCAUCGGGGGCCGCCCUCGCUGCAGUCGCUGGCCCCGUCCUCCUCCACCCGGACCGCCUGGAACUGGAGGAUGCAGGUUCUGGAGGAGAAGGUCCGGUUCUCCAGCUUCCUGGACGAGAUCACCUGCCGUGUCUUAAGCCCUGCCCGCCUCGCACAGCUCGGCAGGCCGCCCGCAGACCUUAGAGGCUCCGCCCACCAGCACGGCCGCCGUCCCGACACCGGCCGACGGUCCGCAGACCGGACCCGGCGCUGGGACGGCUGGGUGGCGUCGAUACGGCGACCCGACGGCUGGAACCAGCCUCUGGAGAGGGCGGGGCGCGGUGACAUCACACAGGGGGCGGAGCUUAGAAAGGUGACUGAGGUCAGGCAGAGACCCAGACCCCCCCUGUCCAGUCUGUCCCUGCUGUCCCACAUCAAGGAGGCGCUGUCGGACUCCGACAGGAUCAGAAUCCUCCAGCAGCAGAACGAGGACCUGCGGCACCGCCUGUCACUCUCCACCCACAAGAUGGAGGCCAUGGAGGCGGAGUUUGAGGGCAGCCGUCACUACAUGGAGGCGGAGCUCAGCCGGACCAGAGACGACCUGGACAAGAUGAGGGACAAGUUCCGCAGACUCCAGAACAGCUACACGGCGUCGCAGCGAGCCAAUCAGGACCUGGAGGAGAAGCUGCACGCUCUGCUACGGAAGGUGGAGAGGGACAAAAAAACAAUGGACCAGGAGAUCGUGGAGCUCACCAACAAACUUUUGGACGCUAAGAACACCAUAGACCGCCUGGAGGAGCUCAACGAACGCUACAGGCAAGACUGCAACUUGGCCGUUCAGUUGCUCAAAUGCAACAAGUCCCACUUCAGGAACCACAAGUUUGCUGACCUGCCCUCGGAGCUGCAGGAAAUGCUCAACAAACACAUGAAGUCCAGCCUCCCGGAGCGAAGCCCCGCCCCCGGCGGCCAGGACCCAGACACGCUGAGCCUGACGCACGCCGACGUCGUGCCGACCUCCGUCAUCGCCCGCGUCCUGGAGAAACCCGAGCCGCUGGUUCUGAACUCGGCCCAGUCCAGAGAGCGGACGUUGGAGAGGAAGAUGGACGGAAGCGGCGAUCUGUGGGGGUUAGCGUUUAGCUUAGCUGUUAGUCCACUUCGACAGCCGCGCUUCCGCUGCCGGUCGCACCGCCUUCGCUUUCUCCUCCUCCGGCUAGUGCUGCUAGGCGAGUCCGCUGCGCUGCGGGCCGCUGGGUCUUGCCUCCGUAGCACUCCGAGAUCACGUAAACACUCCAGAGUCGGUACCAACGGUCCAAACCAAUCCAGCAGCUGUUUGUCUGCUGUGUUGCCAUGGGAAUGGGUCAGACCCAGCCUGCGGUUCUGUUGGUUCUGCUCAGUGACUGUGUGUCCUCGUGUCUCCAGGGAGCGUCCAACGGACCAGCUCGACCCAGAGGUUCUGGAGGUCCUGACCAACGGCCUGAAACCGGACCUGCAGGCGGCCCGGCGCCUCGCCAAGCGGCUCUACGCUCUGGACGGGUUCCGCAAGUCCGACGUGGCGCCGCACCUCAGCAAGAAUAACGACUUCAGUCAGAUGGUGGCGCAGGAGUACCUGGAGCACUUCAACUUCAGCGGCAUGAACAUCGACCAGGCGCUCAGGACGUUUCUGACCCGGUUUGCUCUGAUGGGAGAAACCCAGGAGAGAGAGAGAGUCCUCGCUCACUUCUCCAGGAGAUACAGGCAGUGUAACCCCGAGACGCUGUCCACUGAUGACAGCAUCCACACCCUGACCUGCGCCGUCAUGCUGUUGAACACUGAUCUCCAUGGAAACAACGUGGGGAAGAGGAUGUCCUGCAGCCAGUUCAUCUCCAACCUGGAGGGACUGAACGACGGGAAGGACUUCCCCAAAGACCUGCUGAAGACGCUGUACAGCUCCAUCAGGAACGAGAAGCUGCAGUGGACCAUUGAUGAAGAGGAGCUGAGGAAGUCGGCGUCGGAGCUGGCCGACGGCCGCACCGACUCCGCCUCCCAGACCAUGCGGCGCGUCACCGGCGGCAACCCGUUGGUGGGCGUGGCCCAGCAGGCCGACGGUGAACUCUACAAGAGCGGCUUCCUGGUGAGGAAGGUCCACGCCGACCCGGACGGGAAGAGAACUCCGCGGGGGAAGAGAGGCUGGAAAACCUUCUACGCCAUGCUGAAGGGUCUGGUCCUCUACCUGCAGAAGGACGAGUACCGGACGGAGCGAGAGCCGACGGAGGACGACGUGAAGAACGCCGUGUCCGUCCACCACGCCCUGGCCAUGAGGGCCGCCGACUACCGCAAGAGACCCAACGUCUUCUACCUGAGGACGGCCGACUGGAGGGUCUUCCUGCUGCAGGCGCCGAGCGCCGAGCAGAUGCAGUCGUGGAUCACCAGGAUCAACGCCGUGGCGGCCAUGUUCUCUGCUCCUCCGUUCCCGGCCGCCAUCGGCUCCCAGAAACGCUUCAGCCGCCCGCUGCUGCCCGGGUCCAACACCAAGCUGACCCAGGACGAGCAGCUCCAGGCCCAUGAGAACCGGUUCCGGGCGGUUUCCUCGGAGCUGACGGAGCUCGCUGCCACCACGCCCGACCGCAGGGUCAAAGGUCGUGAGCUGGAGGAGCAGAAGCUGCGGAGGGAGUACCUGGAGUUCGAGAAGACGCGGUACGGGACGUACGCCAUGCUGCUGCGGGCCAAGAUGGCGGACGGCGGCGCCGACCUGGCUGCCUUCGAGGCGCGGCUGUGUGGCGACGGCGGCCUGCAGAGGGCGCACUCCAGCCCCUCGCUGCCCCAAGACACCGCCGCCACCCGGGACAAGAGCCGCGGCGCCAAGACGUCCCGCAGCCUGAAGACCACGCCCUCCUCCUCCUCAUCCUCGGUGACGAAGAGUUGCGCCAAUGAGGGGGAGGGGCCAAAGAACGGCCAGAGGGCGGAGCUUCAGAAGCAGAGCAGCAAGCAGGAGGAGGCGGCGUAAUGUUCAGGCGCCGUCGGACAAAACGCUGAGGCACUUUGCCCCCUUGUGAGACGUUCGAGGUCGGCGGGAAAACAGACAUUCAUCCAGGAAGCACUUCCAGCCGUCGGCCUUUCACAACAAAAGCUUUAUUUCCUGUUAGUAAUUUCAGGGCAGCAAGCUGAGACCGGCGCGUUCAGGGUCACCAACCCAUCGUAGGAAAUUAUAGUUGCAUCGUCUCAGAUGGAAUCUGAGAGGAAACAACCGACCAGAACCAGAACCUCCAGAACUGUUGGACCAGAACCUUCAUGUCUCCUUUCUUCAGUUUCUGCUGGAGACAAACAGGAAGUACGGAGAACCGUUAGGGACAAAAAACUGAUUUCCAUUUAACCUGCAGAUCAGUCGAACUGAUGCAGAACCUCCGGUUCUGGACCCGGUUCUGGACUCUGGACCCGGCUCAGAGUAAAAAUGUUCCAGAUGUGAAAUUAAUUCACAGAAUUUAAAUUGAAUCCUGAAUUCAGGAACUGAGGAACCAAAGAUCCUCUGUGCUGGAAGUUGUCUCACUCCUGUUUUUAUUUGACCAGAUUCUCUUUCUGUGCGUGUGUGUGUGUGUGUGUGUGUGUGUGUUUUCAUAGUUUCAGUCAGAACCAGGCUGUAAUUCUCUGCUGCUGCCACUGGGGGGUAACAGUCAGUCGGACUGGAUCAGAACCAGAACCAUUCUCUUCUGAAGAAGGUUCGAUGUUUUAGGCAGAAAAAUCAGGAAAGCUCACAGAACUGAUCCGGUUCAGAACCCGAUCAGAACCAGAAGUUAAAACAUCAGAAUGAAAGUUUUCUGCUGUUAACGGACCGGUUCUGAUCCGCCUCCAGCUGGCAGCAGAGGGAACCGGAUCAGAACCAAACUCUUCGAGAGUAGGGUUCUUUUCUCCUAUGACCCAUCAGAACCAAACUGGGUUCUGUUCGGAUUCAGACUGGAUCAGAACCUGAGGACGAGUGACACCAGGUGGUGUCCAGAACCGGGUCACAGAGGUACCACCAGAGCCGGUCUGGUUCUGAAACUUUCUGGUUCUGUUGGACCAACCCGUCCUCUUCCUCAGGCUGCAGAUGAAGACCUAGACCGGUUCUGGUCGGUCCAGAGCGAGCAGAACCACUUCAGUACCAGAACUCUGCAAUUUCUGGUUCCGUGUAAAUAAGCUGGACCGGACCUGACCGGACCUCAGAAAUCUGUUGUAAAUAAAGUUGGACCUUCAGAACCGGAAGAAGCCAUACAGCCGCACUUUGUUCUGAGUCGGAACCAGGUCGAAUCGGACCGGAACCGGCCUGUGCUGUACAGACGUCACUUACUGUCUCGAUCCAUUGAGCAAAAUAAAAACAUGGACCGGAACCGAA
Molecule: messenger RNA, 4962 nt
Organism: Xiphophorus hellerii (green swordtail)
Lineage: Eukaryota; Metazoa; Chordata; Actinopteri; Cyprinodontiformes; Poeciliidae
Exons: 21
Coding region: 1-3600 (1199 amino acids)
Biological process (GO): regulation of ARF protein signal transduction
Molecular function (GO): guanyl-nucleotide exchange factor activity
Source: RefSeq, a predicted model, not a curated record